Molecule: messenger RNA, 2591 nt
Organism: Aureobasidium pullulans EXF-150
Lineage: Eukaryota; Fungi; Ascomycota; Dothideomycetes; Dothideales; Saccotheciaceae
Product: P-loop containing nucleoside triphosphate hydrolase protein
Exons: 2
Coding region: 183-2432 (749 amino acids)
Biological process (GO): mitotic DNA replication checkpoint signaling; DNA replication initiation
Cellular component (GO): nuclear origin of replication recognition complex
Molecular function (GO): DNA replication origin binding; chromatin binding; ATP binding
Source: RefSeq, a predicted model, not a curated record
UCUGUUGACCUUGCUCUGCGGGUUUCGACAUCUUCUAGAUUGGUCGUGAUAUUUCCAGCUCUGACGUUUGGAAGCAACACCUUCAAAGUUCCCACCCCGCUGGCGCAUACAAGUCCAUUUUCGGCUUUGAUUGCUUCCAUCACGAAGCCACGCGACAAGGCGUGUUCUAUCCACACGCAAACAUGGCUCAAAAACAAAGACGCACGAGAGCUGAGCAGGCACGGCAUUUCCUUCAAGGCGGAGGUGUGCUACGAGAGGAUUCGGACGAUGAGCUCGGUACUGAGGAUCUCCCCUGGGAAUGGAUUUAUGGACCAAACAAGGCCAUUAUCGGAGCUCGCAUGGGUGACUUCGAAUGUCACAUUGGAGAUACGGUUCUGCUGAAAGCUGCCGGAAACGAAGCUUGGGUCGCCAUUGUUCAGGACUUUGCAGAAGGAGAAAUUGAAGACGAUGAUGGAGAAAUGAUCAAUGAUAUGAAAGCUUCCUUCCUAUGGUUCUCUUCCGAAAAGGAAAUCGUCAACAAAUCAAAAAAGAGACACGACUUUCUGGAGAACGAACUGUACAUCACUACUGGAUUGGACGAAAACUCAUUGAAGACUAUCAAUGGCAAGGCUACAGUUCUCUCCGAGGAGGGUUUCAAUGCAAGAUUUCCAACCGGCAAAAUUCCGAAGAACUCGAAAGACUACGGCAAGAUCUUCAUUUGUCGAAGAGGCUGUAACACUCGCACAACCACCUACACCGAUGAGUUCAUUUGGGAGGACGUUUAUCGUGGAGUCGAGGAUCUCCAGUCUCUUUGCGAGCUGGUCGACAGUCAAACAGUACGAACUCGCAAACGUAAAUCCACUGCCAGAGCAACAAUGCCAGGAGACUUGGACGAGUUCGUGAUACCUGACGAUGAGGAUGGCGAGACUGCCACACCGAGGAAGCGAAGGAAAUUGACCUCUGCGACACCAACAUCAAGAAGCAAGCAUCCCGCACCUCGCAAGCUCACAACUCCUACACAUCGCCGUAUAAUUGCGAAAAGGCCUCUGGAGUUCACGCCUUUGGGUACUCGCAUGCUCUCCCCUUCUCAUACUACUGCUUCGCCACAUCAGCUCGCUCGCAGCACGUUGCACGUGUCCGCCGUACCAAAUGCACUCCCUUGCCGCGAAGAUGAGUUUGGUGAAGUCUACGCACAUCUCGAGACUGCCAUUUCAGCAGGUACUGGAUCCUGUAUCUACAUUUCUGGCACUCCGGGCACCGGCAAGACAGCAACAGUACGAGAAGUUGUAGCCGCACUAAAUGUAGCAGUGUCUGCCGACGAGCUAGAUGAUUUCGUUUUUGUCGAGAUCAACGGUAUGAAAGUCACAGACCCACAUCAGUCAUACUCUCUGCUCUGGGAAGCACUCAAGGGCCAACGUGUCAGCGCUACCCAUGCACUCGAAUUGCUAGAACGUGAGUUCAGCACACCCAGUCCGAGAAGAGUUCCUUGUGUCGUUUUGAUGGACGAACUCGACCAAUUGGUCACGAAAUCACAAGGCGUCAUGUACAACUUCUUCAACUGGCCUCAACUGCGACACUCUCGCCUAAUCGUACUUGCCGUAGCCAACACCAUGGACUUGCCAGAACGCACACUCAGCAACAAAAUCAGUUCGAGACUAGGUCUUACGCGAAUCACUUUCCCCGGCUACACACAUCAACAGCUUAUUAAGAUCAUCGAGAGCAGAUUGGAGGGUAUAGGACAGGUAGUAGUGGAACCCGACGCUGUCCAAUUCGCCAGCAGAAAAGUAGCAGCUGUAUCAGGAGACGCCCGCCGCGCUCUAGAUAUCUGUCGUCGCGCCGUCGAAAUCGCAGAAUCAGAUAAAGCAGCCGCAGACCAGGCAGCUUCUGAACAGCCUACAGAAACCAAUGAUGAUGAAACGGCAAUAGUGCCGGCGAAAGCUGCCGCUGCAAAAAAAGGUGUCGUUACGAUCUCGACUAUCAAGCGUGCGAUCAAUGAGGCGACUUCCACACCGUUGGCAUCAUACCUACGCUCUCUACCCCUGGCUUCAAAACUCUUCCUCGCCGCCCUUUUAGGUCGCAUCCGCAGAACCGGUCUCACGGAAAGCACGCUCGGCGACAUCAUCGACGAAGCCGCUCGCAUGGCCGCUUUAUCCUCUUUGAUUCCUCUCCACGAUAUCCUCCUCGCACCCGACACUUUCCAACCUAUUCCUGCUUUACCCGGUAUCUCCACGCCUGGCAAACGAGGAAGAGCGGCAGGCAAGAAAGAGGGCAAGGUUGCGAGGAUAAGAGGUAUGGGAUCAGCGGCGGAAGAACUGGCGGAGGCGGGUAUUGUGGGGUUGGAGGUUAGAAGGGGUGAGAGGGUUGGUAGGGUGAGAUUGGGUGUUGGAGAGGAAGAGAUCAGAGGUGCGCUGAGGGAAGAUGAGGAGUGUAGAGGUCUUGGGUUUAAUGGGUAGAUAUUGUUGCUCGAGAUUUUCAAAGCAUGGUGUUAAGAAGACUGCAUUUUGGCAGAUUGAUUCAUCCAUGGAAUGAAACAUAUGUCAACGUACCUGUUAGCAGCGCAAAGCCGGAGAGAAAUCCAUGAUUUCGCAGAUCCUAUCUUUUUUCCCACUUAC